UUUUGGGCCACAUUUUGUUUAUAACAAAUUUAGAUGAAACGAACAGAACCCGAACCUUAUACCGGGCCCCCCUAAUUUAAUAGAUUUAUCCAGUUUUAAAUUAAAUGUGACACAACUAUAUCAAAGAAAUAAUUCGAAAAUUAUCAGUAAUUAGACUACAGUCCAGUGUUUUACGUAAGAAAUAGCAAUUACAAUUUGAAAAGGAAUCAAAAAUAAGGAGUGGGGCGCGCGCGACAAAUUGCAAGAGUAGAAGAGAACUAUAACUAAUAAUUACACACAGAAUUGACAUUGGCCACCGCCGCCGCUGGUCGUUGGACAGCAAGCACGCCACCUGUUUGUUUAUGACUAAAAUUGUUAAUAGCCUGAAGUGCGUAUAUGCAUGUGUCAUUUUAGUGAUAAUAAAACCCAGUUGUCGUCGUCGUCGUCACUAGUUGUUGGUGGUAUUGCUGCUGCCGUUUUAAUCAUUUAUUUAUGGCUUCAAAUGCGCAACUCGGAAAAAUUAUAUUGAUAACCGCAAUCGCUGUGUUUUUCUACUAUUUCUUUUGGGUGGCUAUAUUGCCGUUCAUGCUGAUCGAUGAAGGCAAUCCAAUACGCUUGUUCUUUCCAUCAUUGAAAUACGCCUUCAUAGUGCCCACUGUAUUUGGAGUUAUCUUUCUUGGCGGCAUUGCCAUAUUUUCCUUCUAUCACAUUUGGAUAUUGAAGACAAAACGUGCCGUUGCCUAA
Drosophila willistoni is the source of this 723-nucleotide messenger RNA. RefSeq names its product dolichol-phosphate mannose synthase subunit 2 (gene Dpm2). NCBI's taxonomy places the organism in Eukaryota, Metazoa, Arthropoda, Insecta, Diptera, Drosophilidae. The record is from RefSeq and is a predicted model, not a curated record. Gene Ontology annotation, molecular function: enzyme regulator activity. The coding region runs from base 472 to 723 and encodes 83 amino acids. Gene Ontology annotation, biological process: GPI anchor biosynthetic process. The transcript is spliced from 2 exons. Gene Ontology annotation, cellular component: dolichol-phosphate-mannose synthase complex; endoplasmic reticulum membrane.